CGGGUUAACAGCAUUUGUCAAGUUCUUCCUGUUUUUUUACAGAGUUCUUCGAACGUUUCUCCAAUCGAUCGGUGAUGUUCUCUUCUUCCUCAAUCAGCUUGUCUCUCCUCAUUCCGUUGUUUUCAGUGAUCAGACCCGAUGCGGCUAUUGCUCAACUGGAGGGUUAGUUUCCCUUACAUUUAUUUCAGUUUGGUCAGGUUGUUCGUAAACGUAGCCUUUGUUGCUUUGUAUCAAUGAUAAAAUUAUAAAGAGAUCUAAAGAUUCUCGUCCUCCCCGCAUAGCAACCUAGGUUCGGGGGAUAUGAUAGAGAAUGCACAAUUAUAUAAGAACUGCUUAAAAAAUUUGAAAAAAAAUUAAGCGCAUGAGGUAAGCUAUGAAUGUAAACCAUGCUUUUUGUUAAUUAGUUUUGAAAUAUCACAAAAACUACAAUUUACAAAAAUUUAACAUUAAAUCGUAGAUUAUCAGACCUAUACUGUUUGCCGAAAAAAAAAAAAAACAAGAAAAGAAAGAGAAAAUCGUUGUGUUGUGUUCACGCCCUCGAUAAAACGUUAAAUGAGAAAGUUUUCGUGCAGUGACGAUUUUUUUUUUAACAUGAAUCGAUCAUGCAGCCUUCCGUCCACGAAACCACAGAAUUCGUUUAUUCAUCAGCGUCCUAUUGUCUAAAAAAUUAUGCCCUAUCAAAAAAAGCUAAAAAAUAUAGGGAUUUGUGUGGACGGGUACUUAUAGAUUAGCAAAAAAAAAAGCAAUUUUCCACGUACAUCUCACUUUUUGAUACAUUUCUUUGCCGUCCAGAUGCGGUUUCAAAAGUAUCCGGAUUCAUGUGAACGGGACCUGAACCUUUUUCCCUCUUGGCGUUUUCGUUCUGUCCUCAACGUUGUUGCUUACGCGCCCUAUUGAUAUUCGCGGUGAGUUGCUCCCGCAAUUCUCCAUUUUUCUUUCUCCUGACUUUUUAUUUUUGCACGUUUUAGAAUUUACCACCAUGUAUCACACCAGUCUUCGUCAAGAUGUUUUUAUGAAGGAAGAGUACCAUUACUUAAACGUGUCUAAAGUUGGAACAUUUACAGUGUACCACAGCCUUGACUGCACCUUUGAAUGCCUUGGUAAUCCUUCCUGUUUGUCCUUCAACCUGGCAGCUUACAAAGGAGCAGAUGGAAAGUUUCUGUGUGAGUUGUUACCGUCAGAAAAGUACAGCAAUCCUGAGGAGUAUAAAAGAAAUGACAGUUUUCGUCACUUUUCCGUCAAGGUGGGGUUAAUUCUUUGUAUAAAGUUUAAAGAAAGAUAUUUUUUAUAUAUCAGGUCUACGCGAUUUUAAUAAUGUGUCUUGAAAUAUAAGAUACUUUCGUGUAAACGUAAAACUCGGCGCCGUAAUUCUUUAUAAAAUUAAGGUUCUUUAUAUAGAAUAUCAGCUAAGACAUCGAACAGGAACUGGCGUAAAAGUGACUGACGAUAAGACGUCGGAGUUAUUCAGUCCAAUGUCACUUUCUCCCUAUUUUCUUGCCUCAACACUUAACCGAGGAACAAAAUUACCUUAAUGAAAAGAAAUCAUAUGACAUCAAAAUUUUUUAUUAUUAUUUCAGACUCCUUGCAUGUCAUCACCGUGCCAGAACGGAGGCACCUGUGUAGCGAACUACAAAUAUCACACGUUUGACUGCCGUUGCAAGGAAGGGUUUUAUGGAGAAUUCUGUGAAGGUAAUUGAUGUACCGCCGCCCUGUACAUCAGUUCAAGGCAGCAUAAAUAGUAAAGCCGUCGUCCCUGAUAUUUAAAGCCUAUAGUCAGGUGUGCAACGUGCAAACAAUCUUCUCUUGGCGUCUUUUUAUCCUAGGCCUGCUUUGGUGCAUCUGUAGAUUAAUUUGUCUUACUCUCAAAAGUCGAUUUCUCUCUUGUCACCACCCAGCCGAAAUCGAUCAAGCGGAACAAAACCGGCGCUGACAUGACCGUCGAAGUUUGAAUCAUUUUCUUUCCAACAAAAACUGUUGAACUUCCCCGUCAAGUUCACCUGUGGCUUUCUCUCCUCCCCCCUUCUUUUGCUUUUCUUCCUCCGUCCUUUUCUACUUCGCUUCAUUUUAACAAUUUAAAAGAAAACUGAUGACGUCACAAGUGGUACAAGAAAGGUGGCUAAAGAAACGGGCGGUUAGAGUAGCUGGAUGUGGUGUGAAUCUGUUAACCCAAACGUAGUCUGUCUCAUAACCUGCGUAGCAGGCGUUAAAAGGGGAAGGGGAAUGGGGAAUUUGGGCGCGCGAGGGAGAAAGGAACGCCUGCAAGGACGCCAUUGUUUUCUCCAUUUUUCACGCUCAGAUUCUGAGCGUGAAAAUAGUGACUGGUCAGAAUUAAUUAAAUGUCAAUCUUCGACUUAAUGCCUUUUUCUGAUUGGUUGAAAUCAACAUCACGCCAUUGAGUAACUAAACAUAUGUCAUUAGUGAAGCGUGAUGAGAUUUCUCUACGGUAAUUCAUCGUUAGAAGGCAUCAUUUUCAGCUUAAAAGGAGAAUAGAAAAUAGCAGUUAAAGAACCGUGUGAAGGAAAAGGCCUGUCAGCAGAUGAGUUUUACACACUGGUUCUGAAAAGUAUCAUCUCCCAACGGCUUGUCGGUUUUACUCGCCAGAAGAAAGAAAGGAAAAAUCAUGCUGCCUGUGUGCUUGUUAUCUGCUGUCAAGAGCCAUAAUAGGACAGGUCCUAUUAUGGCUCUUGCUGCUGUUUGACCCUCGUUAUCAACGGCAAAGACGAAGCGAGCCACAACUUUUGGCGAUUUUUGCUUGAGGACUUCUUCUUGCCGGUUAUAAAACCGCCAGGAACUUACUGUAACAAUAAAUUGUUGCCUUCUUGCAGAUCUGCGAAGUUCAGCUCUUCUUGCCCCGCCACCAGUGUUCUUUUGUGUGCUCCGCUGAAUCCAAUUCGUCCUGAUAGAAAUUCAAAGAGUGCGUGACGGCAAAGUGUUUAAAUUUUUGUUAGACAAACAUUGCAUUGACUAAGUUGCGAAGAGCCGUUACAUUUCUUAUUAAAUAGUUUUCCUGCCCGAUUCCUUCAGCAACAACUUGAAUAGAUUUAUCCUGGAUUUUAUGUAACUCGGCACGCGUCGUUGCAACUUUCAAGGAAGAUUCCUUCGAUGGACGACCGCAUUUGAACUUUUUUUAUAGUACCUUUACUUUCGAUUUCUUUUUUUAGGAAAAUAAAAGAAAAACAGUGCGAGAUAUAGAAAUACGACUAGAAUACGUGCAUCGCGACCAGACUUAUUUGACAGCUAGUCAUUCACAGUUGCGUUAUAUUUGUUAUUUUUUUUAACUAGUAGGCGGGAUGGCGAAAACAAUGGCUUCCUUGCGGGCGUUCCCCUCCUCCCUCCUCCCUCGCGCGUGGUCUUGCGCCUUAAUUCCCUUUCCCUUCCCUUUCGAACGCCUGCCACGCAGCUUAUCUGUCUCACAUAAAAAGGCAAAGACCCGUAAAAGGAAAGUGGGUAACCUGUGGUUUGAAUGUUGUCUUGUCCUUUAUCCCCCCUCCUCCCUUAAUUAUCGGUUCUUGGUAAAGUAAGAGAAAAUCUAAGUUGAGUUUGUGUUUCAAAUUUUUUUCAGUUGCAAAGUCAUGUCAAGUCCUUUAUGAUCAGCUCAAGGAAAAGUGAGUAUCGCUACUGAUUUAAAGAAUAAUAAAAUUAUAUACGAAAAAAUAAAAUAUAGAGUCCCGAUGAGGCUGUUCGUACACUAUGAAACAGCCAAAAGUUUUAGUCAUGAAGCGUAAAAAAGAAAAAUUUUUAAUCGUUUUAGUAAAAAAGUUGACCGUAAAAAGUUUUCUAGCAACAGUUUGUUGUACAGAGAGUUUUGAUAUUAGGACCACACGCGAUGUGUAUCAUGGCUGAUGCAUCUUUUCAACCUUUGUUUCCAUCCGUAGCAAGGUUCUUUGUGCCCACCGAGUUAAAGGAACUGUGUCAGGAAAUUUAUCAAUAGUAAUAGCCUGCGUAGUAGUCCUAUCCUUUUCGUUUAAGACAAGUGCCUCAAGCACUAAAAGAUGCGCGAGGGCAUUGGGCACUGGGCGUCUCGUUUCUACCUCUUGGCUCAAAGGAAACGCAGACGACUGCUACGCAGGAUACCGCGGUGGCAACUGCCAUUAAACUGAUUGAAACAUAACCUUAUCGGUAACCAUGCACUUAAAACAUUAAUAGAAGGUAUAAGAACAGGAAAUACAAAAUAAAGGCACGGAUGAAAAAGCUUUUACAUGUAAAAGGUUUAAAACGUUUUGCAACUGCAAGAAGGGCUUGGACGCUCCGCAAGGGCCAACAUCCGCGAAGGAGUACUUUUCUAACGCCGAUCUAUAUAUAUAUUUUCGCUCGAACACUUUCGAAUUUGGUGCUUAAAUGUUUAUUAGAUCCCAAAUACGCAUGUUUUAAACGACUAGGCUGCUUGAAAUGAUGAACUUGUUUUGGUCGAGCGGUCAAUGCCAGUCACGGCUUCUUUGAAGUUUGACGACUUCGAAGCCCGAUUUACGUGGUUUAUUUUUCACUUCCCCAACGUAUUUUACGACUUCCAGAUCGAGUAAUAAAUAAAUAUCGUAAGUAUAACCAUACAUUUAGAGAAAGUAAUCGUUAACUUUGUCUAGUUUUCCUUUUCGCUGAAAAUUAACGAUUAUGGAUAUGAUUUUUGGUCGCGAUUUGGGGGCCUGGGAACGAAAAAACAAAUUAGAGGCAAAUGACACGUAAUUUUUUGGCAUGGGAAAUUAUGGGAUUUUUAGGAGUAUUAUGAAAGUUCAACAUCCAAAAGGUCUACUUGCCAUAAAAUAGCACUCCAGGGCAAAUUGUCUCUGAGAUAUUAGCCCAGUUAUGCUCUGAUGACUCCAUUAUCAUAGAUCCUUCUAAAUUUGACUUAGUUUAUAACAUUAGAACCGAGUCAAAUUUAGAAGAAUAUGUAUGGAGCGACCAGAGCAAAACGGGACUAGUAUCUACGAGACAAUUCGCCCCAGAAGGCUAGUUUUUGUAGGCCUUUCAGAUGUUGUUCAUUCAAAAUAUCCCAAUAAAUUUUAUAAUUUCCAAAAAUUGAUUUUAUGACGUCAUCACUUUAAAACUCGAUGUCCCUUUCCCCUUCCUUCUGAACACCUGCUACUCUGGUUACUAAAGUCAUCUUGUAUGAACGAACUUAAUUCGCUCAGAACACAUUAUUAAGGAACAUUCCAUUUUUUUCUCCGACAGUUAAGAGCUGGAAAAAUUAAAAUGAGAUUUCAUUUUGUACAGGUUGAACGUGACUCAGUUAGUCACUCUCCUCCUUGACUCCAAACUAGUUUCAGUUCUCUGUCACUUUGGAAAUUUUGGAUGCGGAGAUGGAGGAUGGACACCGGUCAUGAAGAUGGACGGCAACAAGGUAAAACAUGUGUACUUUUUCCCUUAGUUUGGCAACGAGCGUGGAAAAGAAAGUGUUAUAAUUAGACACAGGUUUGCUUUUGUCACUGAAAGGAUUAAAUUAACUGCAAAAACCGUGCACAAAGAUCCUGCUAGUUGUAAACGUUGGAUCUCCAGAAAAGAGAUCUAAUCAGCCAAAAUAUAAAGAACCAAGAACGAGAAGUCCAAAGACUACUGCAAAGCUGAUUUAAAACGUGUAUUGUUUUUUACACUCCUCUAACCGUUGCAAAUGAAGACGUCUUUAAGCAACCGCCUUUUGUUGCUUACAGACGUAGCUCUAAUCUUCGUGACCUUUUAGUUAAAGCACAGUUACCCGUUAUCUCCACCGAUCCGGCAUUUUCCGCCAGGCUCCUUCCGCUUUGGACAGAAUUGUGUCACUUGUCCAUACAUUACCAACGGCCUCACAAGUUAUACCUUUUACGCUACAGGUGAAACACGCUCCAUCACUUCACACAUUACUUCUAACACUAAAAAUGUGAUCUACAUCGUAACGUAAUGUAACCGUUGUAAUUUACACUAUAUAGGUGAAACUAAGCGACGUCUCAAGCACAGAUUUAACGAAAACAGACGUGCAGUCGACAAAACUAACAUUAAAUCUAAACCCACCACUGUUUCUGAACACUUUCUCUCUCACUCUAACAAUUCUCAUACUGACAUGCAGUUAAUCCCACUAGAGAAAAUUCGUUCUUCACGUGACUCAGUUCGUAAGGCCAGGGAGUGACAUUUGAUAGAUAAGGCCAUGACUCUUGAACCUCAUGGCCUGAACCGCCGUUACGAAUUAUUGUAAUCCAUAUCCUUAGUAUUUUUUCCUUUCCAGUUUUUAUGUUGUACGUCAUUUCCGCCUCUCCCUUUUAAACAAUUUUUAUUGUGACAUUCUCCAUCUAUAUAACAUUGUGAUUCCUACAUAAGUUCAGUAACAUCUGUAAACCUGAAGAAGGCUGGUAUUGCCAGCCGAAAUAUUCUUAUAAAAAACAAUACACGUUGAUUUAAAUCAGCUUUGCAGUACUCUUUGGACUCCUCGUUCUUGCCUCUGUCAGCAAUAAUUCUCAAUCAUCCUAACCUGCGAAUACAGCCGUUUCUUCUUGCUCUCCGCCGCUAGGGACGUUUCGCCAGGAGGAAUUCUGCGCCGCAGGGACAUAAAUUCCAUACUGAUGAGUAAAAUCUGUCUGGAAUCUGGUCAGGAGCUCUGAUUGGUCAGCAUAGUAGUUAUAUUGUUUUACCUAUUGUUUACGAAUGACAGACAAAAGAUAGAAGGUCACAAGGGUCAAAUAUAAACGGGGUAGUAAACGUGACGAAUAUAUUUUCUCUAGAAAUAGUAGCUGAGUUUUGCUGGAGCUUGUUCCCAGUAGAACACAAAACUUAACUAUAAUCGACCAAGAGAAACAUAAAAUCCAGCAAAUUUACAUUUGGAACCCCAUGACUACAGAAUUUGUUAUGUAAACAUUGAUUUACGUCAUCAGUAUAGAAUUACUGUCACUGAGGCGCAGACGUUCCUCCUGGCGAAACGUCCUUAGCAAGGAGAAACGGCUGUAUUCGCAGGCUACAAUUAUCCCCGAAAAAUGCGAAAGAAUAUCUCGGCGAUUAAUGAAAAAAUAAAUAAAUAAAUAAACUACGAAUUUCGAAUGUGCAGCGGAUGAAUGAAAAAGCAAUUGCUUUACACUUUCUCUGUCGAAUUUUUUUUAACAUUCCUUUUUACUAGACGAGUGAAUGGGAAUUAACAAAGUUUAGGGAGUCGAUUAUCAUGUAAAGCCGACAUAGUUACAUCCCCUGUUUGCAGAUUCACGCCGCUGAGUACAGUUGAAUCUUUGCUUAAGGGCACUGACCUUCCUUGUCCGACGGACACUCAGUCUGAGACAUUUUUGUUUUCAUAAGUUUGAUUUCAUUUACCAUUUUAGUAAAAAUUCGGCAAGGAUGUACUAAGUAAUUAAAAAUAAUUAGAUGAUGGGAGUGUCUUCCUUUUUUUCUGUUGAGAAAGCUUCGUGCCCAAGGAAAACAUUGUUGCCAAAUGGCGCCCACGAAAACGCCAUUUUCAGCGUGAUUUAAACACAAUUUUUUGUAUAUAAAAUUUCAACAAGAGUCUUGGAUCCUGCUUUCAGAAAGCCCAUCAAAUUACAGUGAAGUUUACUGGAGGCUCGACCUUACCAUAUAUUUGAAAAUUUCUCGCCUGAUUCUUUCUAGUAACUUAGUAACCAAAGCCGCAAACGAUGACCCUUUUGACUUAACGUUCGAUAUGAAGAAAUCUGAUCAUGUGAUUUUUAGACAAACCAAAGCAGAAUAAUAAUGUAAUUAAAAACAAUGUCAGUCUAUUUCUUCUAUCAAGAAGACAACCUUGUUCCCAGGAUCCUCUCGUACUCCCACCGGGAGAUGAGUAGGAGCGGAGCCAGGGAACGAGGGUAGGCCAAUUAACAAACCAUACGUAAAUCUAAUAACUCUUUACCUAUGCUAGAGAUUGUAUUUUUGUUAUGAAUUUUAACACAGCAAACGUUUCACUACGACUCCAGUCUCUGGAGAAGCAAAAAUGCCUUUAAACUUGACGGAGGGAAGACUGGGUUUGACUCACAGGAGACCAAACUUCCCUCCUACUGGAACACAUCCUUCUCCAAGAUCUGCCUCGGUAUGAAGAUCGGUCAGCAGAUCAGGUUUAUUGUCAUCAACCAACAGGCGAACUCCUUGUACUCUCUGAUCGCUGAUGGGCAAUACCGCAACACCUCACUGGGUCGUAAAACGUGGAAGUCACUGAUUGGCUCUAAGGCCUCCUUGCAGAUUGGUUGUAACAGGGAAGGAUUUAACGCUAAGAGUGACAAGCAGAAUUUAGGUAAAGACAUGGGCAAAGCAAGAAUCGGUAUUCUUGGUAACGAUGAACACACGUUCUGCGAUAAAUGUGACUCCAGAAUUGGGUUUGGUACUGGCGGUUUGCAUGAUGACAGCAAUACAUGUGGGAAUGAGAAUGCCAUCACCGGAAAGCAUACAAAGGGACUAGGUUACAUCCUAGUACAGUGAGACGGUAGUACCAAGUUCACUCUAAAAAGCUUAAAGUCCUUUGAAAAUCAUGUUAACUUAGCAAUUUUGGCAGUCGACUCUUGUCUUUAUGAUAACUGGCCACCGAUGCCCCGUUUAAAUAAAAGUCACUAAAUAAAUUUUUUAGUUCUGCAGACGCAAUCGUAGCAAAGAGGACUAUAUAUAUAUCUUUGCUUAACAUGUGCAUCAGUUAUUAAUACCGUAAAUCACAAUAGAUAACAAUGGAUAAGUGUAGUGUUUUUCAUUAGGGUACUGAACAAGUGGUGUGACAAAACAGGUUGAGCAAGUUAAGCUCCGUUAAGUUUCCUGGCCCCAGAAAGAAUUGUAAUAGGGUCUGGAAUGGAAGGGCGGGGGGGGGGCGGUCUGGAUCACGAAUCACGGGUUAAAUAAUUUCCGUACAUUCAUGAAUCACGCUACCUUUUAGAGUCCGUCACGAAUCACGAACUGAUCAAGUCUAUCAAUGACCGCUUAGUGUGGUUGCCGGACUUGAACUACUGUAUUGGAAAGAGUUGGUCUGAAAUGACCCCGGUUUGUUGGAAGGAAACAAAAAGUAUGUAUGGUGAUCAAACUUACGAUUCUAUACUUGUCUGUUUGAGCGAAUAAAGGAAGACAAAAUUGUAUCUAUUCUUUAUUUUAGUUCGAUUUAAUUGUUAUAAUAAUGCUAAUAAGACUUUCACUUUUUUUUAUAAUAUCAAUUAUCUCCCUUCAUCCAACAUCGCAAAAAUGUUAUAAUAGACUUUACUCACGAUGCUCGGCAUCUUUUUUGCAAGCGCUUUAAUUUAGGAUUGUUGGGAUAAAAGCAAUGCUACGUAGUAUUUCAAACAAGUGAUACAUUUUGUCAAUACGAGUAAUCGCGGUCAAAAGCGAGGCGAACAUUCUAGCCUUGAAAAAUGCAUAAUUAGAAAUUCGACAAGUUUUACGCCAUUAUAACAUUAACUUCACAUAAGAAUCUAAAGGUUAGUUUAAACUGUUGUUAUAAUUUAGACGUGGCUUGUAUUGUUGCUCAGUAAUUAAAAAAAAAAACUUGGAAAUGUGACGUUUCUGUUUUCUUUUCUUUCUGAUUCUCUAACCCUAACAUUAUGAAGCGAAACUUUUAUAGAAUCGAUCAUCCUGUGGCAAGAGAGCUUCCUCUAGUCAUGUCCAAUACUACCGCACCAUUACGGACCGUUAAUCAGGGGAACCCAACGUCAAUUUUUGGAAAAUAACUUUUCGGAAGACGAUUUGAGAUCUAGAAUUUUCGGAACAUUUCUUGUAAAAUUUCUUGCCGUCCUGCCUCUUCUAGGAUUUUCGAACAUCUAAAAAAUGGUAUGAUUACCCUUUUUUAAAGGAUUUUUAUCCUCAAAAGGUCACCUAGAAUUUUCGGGAGUCUUUUUUCUGGAUGAAAUUUUCGAAAAGGUAAGUUUUGAUCCCUAUAAUUUUCGGAUCACUAGACUUUUAGCUAGGAAAUCCGAACAGAUGAAAAUUUUUAGGGGAUGAAAAUAUACCUAUAUCUACCAUUUAAAUACUAAAAUACGUUCAACAAUGCUAUGUUUAAGUGGUUUUGGACUAUAUUCUCGUUGGGUGCCCCUGCUUUAAUUAAGAGCAGUUGACGGAUCGUACGCUCCGCUCCGUAUAAACCAAGAAAGCACUUUUCAAGAAGUUGCUUUGUAAUUAGAAUAUUCAUACCGGAGGAUGGGUUGCAAGAAACUUUUCAUGCGCGAUUCCCGGUUACGGUCAAGUCAUAAUAGUGACUGCGCUAUAACUUGAGGUUUUGCUCGAGGCUUCGCCACUCGUGGCUUCGGCCUUUUGCCGUAGAUGACACGGAAAUAUUAGAGACCUUAAGAUACCCCGAAAUCGGUGUACGGGUAACGGGCAUGUUUUUUUUUCAUUUUGUGGUGACGUCAUCGACCUUACCCGGUAGAACCAGCCGUUUUUCCGGGGUAGACACCAGUUUACCCGUAGAAGAUUUACGAGUAGCUGCAAGUCCUACAUGAUGGAGAAACGAGUAAGUUUUUAAGACUUUUUAAGUACAAAUGUAAAUUGUAUGACUCCUUGGCAAUGUUAUUGCAAGUCUGUUCAAAUAUUUUUGCCAAAUUUGAAUUUUAGCUGUAAAGAAAGCGCUUCAAAAUGUAUUGAUUUUGGACCUCAAAUGCGCAGGUUGAACUCUGAAACGAUAUCAAUUUGUGGCGGUAUUUGGGGGAAUUUCUGAGAAUUGCUAGAACGUUUGAGUUUCGCAAAAGAAAUAGCAUUGAAAAAUUUAGCAUGGGAGUCACUGUUGAAGUUGACAAUCAAAGGAAUUGUUUGGUGAUGUGCCUCGAUCGGGGUUUGCGAUAAACAUGCCUCGCGGGGUUUGCGAUAACAAGCUUUCGGUCGAAGGACUUCCCACCAAGUUUCUUAAAAUCUUUCUAUGAUAUGUCAAUAAGCUUAUGUAUGAAUGAAUUAUUUGUUGCAGCUUGUUGUUAAGAUAUGAAGUGUAGAAUUUGAGGGGGCUUUUGUAUGCAUUAAGCGACAUGCAUGUACAAAGUUAAUUUUGCGUGCUUGUUCUUUUAAUUCUUCGGGUAUCUUAAUCGAAAUAGUCACGCACAUGAACAUUUUACGUGUACGGGUACGCUACCCGUACCCGUACAAUGAUAUCGGGGUAUCUUAAGGUCUCUACUAAUUGGUCCCCAGGGCUCCUUACAGAUUGGCUGUAACAAGGAAGGAUUUAAUGUCAAGAGCUACGCGAAGUAUUUCGGUAAAGACCUGGCUAAAGCAAGAAUCGGUAUCAUUGGAAACGAAAUAGACGACUGUGGUAAAUGCGACUCCAGAAUUGGGUCUGCUACUGGAGGGGAGCAUGAUGACAGCAAUGCAUGUGGGAAUGAGAAUCCUGGGGGCGGAACACGUACAAAAGGACUAGGUUACAUCUUGGUACAGUGAGACAGUAGUACCAAUUACAAACUAAGAAGCUUAAAUCAUUUUAGCAAGCUUUAUCUGUAUUGAAGAUACAACUUAUUCCCGUGGCGGCAAAUUUUGUUAGUCUUUUGUCUCUACGAUAUUAAAUUGGCCAUCAAUGACUCGUUUAAGAGUAAAAUGCAGAUUUUUUUACCACGUGCAUCAGUGGUCAUAAGUAACCGUACAUCACAAUACAGAAGGCAGGGUGACCUUUUGUAAUUAGAGACCUUAAGACUGAGGUUUUUCGGCAAUUCCCGCAGCCAGAGUUAUUACUAAAUCACCCUUUGGUAACGUGACCAACUAAUGCAAACGGCCUUUUAUGUCACAACAACUAGCACCGCAAAAUUUUUGCUAAAACGAAAAAUUAAAGGUAAAAAACUAGACGAUGAUUUUAGUAUUGCACAAUUUGAAAUGGAUAAUAAGUUUUACGCCACAUGGAAUUUUUAUAUGUCUUAUACUGAGGGUCAUGUAGCAGCUGCUGGGAAGAGGUCACCAAUUAAUUAAAAUGGCGCGUUUCCCUGACCCCAGUCAAUACUAAAACAAUUGGAAGAAUGACAUGUCAUUUUUUCCUGCGACCAAUUAGGAGAGACCUUCCGAGCAGUUCCUACACUACUCGGGUGGGUUAUACUGAACUUGGCUUACAUCGUUGCGCUGUAAUUAAAGCAAAAUUCGAAAUGUGAUGUUUCUAAAAUAUUUUCUUUUCUUUCCAACUCUCUAACCUUAACAUUUAUGUAGAAAAAAACGUUUUCUUGAAUCUAUCAUCCUUUAAGGGAAAAAAUGGCGUUGUUCUCUUGUUUUUGCACAAAAUUUUGUUGCAAUCAAUAAUUAGUCUAAGAGCAGUCAACUGUCAAGAACCAAGGUUCCCCCUCUACAGAGUCAGUUCGUGAAUUUCUGUUUCUGCGCUGAAUUCUUGGAUACAAGAAAAAAAUUAUCGGAAUGGCAAAUUUUCAGCCUAGUCCCUAGGCAAUCUCUCUUGCCCCGUUGUCCGCGCGAAGUCUGGGAAAGAGGGGGUGUACUGUCGCAAUUUGUAAUAAUCAUCGCACUUUGUAAUACCUGUCGCAAUUUGUAAUAAAUCCAUCGCACUUCACCUGUCGCAAUUUGUAAUAAACCGUGUCGCACUUUGUAAUAAAAAAGCUGUCGCAAUUUGUAAUAACAGUCCAUCGCACUUUGUAAUAAACUAAGCUGUCGCAAUUUGUAAUAAUUCCAUCGCACUUUGUAAUAAUUUUUUGAGAGUGAUUCAACUUACUUCGUCAACAUUAAUAUAAUGCCAAAAUAUGCUACUUCAUAAACAAAGAUGGUGACGUCUGCUAGCACGUAACAUCUCCGUAACAUUUUCUUUGGUAAAACAUGCAUGUCUACCGCUAUAAAUUUUUCUGCCUUGAUUAAUCACGUGACAAACUAGAAAAGCUUUUAUGAAAGACAUGAAACUUCCUGUGACAUAUCACCAAAAAGAUAUGAAUCAUGUUUAAAAUCAAGAAUAUUUAAAUAACAAAAGCAACAGUUAACAACAGAAAAUUCAUGAAUAACCUGGCAUUCGUCGUCCAAAUCCAUGUUUGCUUGCCACGUGACACGUGAAGUCUUCGGGGGGAUAAUCCCAUAUAUGGAUGGGCUAGACAGAGCAUUGUCAGAGUACAGGAUCUCGACAGAGCUAGACACACUAGACACAAACGAACCAUUAUUAAAAAGCAUUUAAUUUCCGCAAAUCGUAACAUCCAUCCUACAUCAUUCGAAUAAGGACACCACGAGAGUUCAAGCUUUCCUGGUUAGAUCUUAUAACAGGUCGAUGCAACACGUUGUGCACCGUCCUUGUCUCACGCGCAAUCUUAAAGAAGUAAUAGUGGCUUCCAUAUUUUGGCCAACUUAAUCAAACGAGGCCUGGAAAGAUUCAAAAUUUUUAGUGCAAAUAAAAAAAAAAUGUCACCAGUGGCAAACCGUCGAACCACAACAGAAACCUAAAAACAAAAUCCAAUUAGUCGCUGGCCAAUACCUUCUUAUGUACCUGUUUUUAUAACACUCACUUGGGGUCUUACACUGAGCCGGCUGGGCAUUUGGCCCAUUAUUCUCACUUGAUUUGGUCCCAUAUAGGAUCAAAAGGAGUACUCAUUCCAUCUUAAAACAAUUAUUUUCUCUAAGGAGUCCUCUAAAGCAAAUACCAUGGGACCGGGAUAGUAAAAAAUUAUCCUUCCCUGCGUAUAUACAACUCUUUCGAGCGUGUUCUGGAUUACUGUUUUUCCACAAAAUGGAAAGGAUGGAAUAAACCAUCCAUUACUACGUGAGUUACCCUAUCUAAGGAUCAAACCAAAGACACAAGGCCAACAACGUAAAAAAUGAUACCCUAUUAAAGGCUCGAGAUCCUCAAAAACCAUACCCUAUCAGGCGGUACUUACCUAUCUAGAGGCACAUUCCCGUAUUGGCCAUAUAAGGAAGUACACCCGCCGGGUAACCACUGAAUGAAAACCACCUAGUACAAUAGCAAGGUUUAAGAGUACAGCAUUUCGUAAGUCAGAUAACUAAUCAACAUUAAUCUGAAAAAAAUGUUUAGGACUGUGAAUAAAGUUAAAUGUUUGAAUGAGCGGAGGUGUUACGUGCCAGCAGACGUCAUCAUCUUUGUUUAUGAAGUACCAUGCAUAUUUUGGCAUUAUAUUAAUGUUGACGAAGUAAGUUCAAUUACUCUCAAAAAGUUAUUACAAAGUGCGAUGGAAUUAUUACAAAUUGCGACAGCUUAGUUUAUUACAAAGUGCGAUCGACGGUUGUUACAAAUUGCGACAGCUUUUUUAUUACAAAGUGCGACACGGUAUAUUACAAAUUGCGACAGGUAUUACAAAGUGCGAUGGAUUUAUUACAAAUUGCGACAGGUAUUACAAAGUGCGAUGAUUAUUACAAAUUGCGACAGUACAGGGGGCGAAGGUAUCAAACUUCUUGUACUCGGUUCGCUGAUGGGCAAUACCGUAACACCUCUCUGGCUCGUUUCUGGUUGGUUUUUGUUCUCCUCUUUCACUGUAUAAAAUUUACCUAGGAAAAACUAACCGGCGCCUGCUAUGUAUGCUUUUGUCAAUACGAUAGAAAACACUUUCAGGAAGUUAAAAUUCUAAAUACUUAUCGUGGACGUUCGCACGACGGACCUUCGACGUCUGUCUUAUUAGUGGAGCUCCAAGCGCGCAAGAAGCGCGCCUAAUCGGAGCCCCAUAGGAGCCUGUCCGUCCGCACCACUGUGAAACCUGAUAUUGCACAUCCAUGCUGUGCUCAGUUUACAACUGACACCGUGUGCGCGGGCUCAGGUGUCGACCCAUCGAGGUUAAAUAUUUUUAAGUUCUCCGCUGACAUGUUACUGGUUUUCAACUGAUCGCAGGCUCAACUCCAGGUGGAUUUCUUUACAAUGAUUUCGCGUUUUUUGUUUGAAGUAUAUUAUGAAUUUAUUAACUAAAUCUAUAUAUUAAAAACAGUUAACUUCUCAAGCGAUCCACUCUUUCUGGGUGCGAAAGGAGUUUUUGUGUUCGCGACUUUGUAGCUGGAUUGCAAAAAAAUUUUUAAAUCUUUGAAUCUGAUAUUAGGGUAAGACUGAUUAGAAAUAAUCAUGCAAAGACUAGGAAUUCAAAGGUUAAAAUCAAUUUCCAGUCGCUGUAUUCAAAAUAAUUUGUGUAGUUAAUAUAUAAUUACUUGAAGCAUAAAAUACGGACAAGUCUGUUUCAUGAUACCGUAUUGACGAGAGAACUAAAUAAAUCUUCAGUUUAAACUGAACAUCAUUACGAGGGGCGGUUGACAAACCGCGGGAAUGGAGUCGGACUUGAUCAAUCCAUUCUAUCCCUAUUAAAUCUUCUGUCAUUUAAUGCGGUCACAGACUGAGGUUGGUCCCAUCUGGUUCGAUUCAACGUUAGUCGACACCUGUUACAAAGGAGCUAGGUCGAACGGAAGUAAAAACCACAAGUAUCUCAUGGGAUUGGCGGCCACCCGAGCACGAUAAUUCACAGGAAGACCGCUGGCCGUACCUUUCACAUACUAGAUACAAAUAAAAUGAAAGAGCUACUAAUUUUUCUAGUGUAGCUUUAGUCUACAGUGAGUCUAUUUGACAUUAACUUCACAUAAGAAUCUAAACGUUAGUUUUAAUCUGUUGUCAUUAAACGUUGCUUGUUUCGGUUGCGCUGUUAAUUAAAACAAACUUGGAAAUAUGAUAUUUCUAAUAUAUUCUUUUGUUUCCAAUUCUCCGACCCUAACAGUGGAAGUUAGAGGGUUUAAAGGGGCUAUGUCAGCUGGAGAGCAUGUGCACUGAGGUUAUGCAAAUUACUUUCAUCUGUGCAAAUUCUAUUGCUUUUAGCGCGUGAAAUUCUCUGUCACGUACAGAGCGCCGAAAUUUAGAACGACGGUUACAAGAGCAGAGGGUUUGGAAAAAGAUAUUUUGAUAGAAUUUAGUUAAGGAAUUUCUUCUCUGGUUAUGCUAGAUCGAGUUCCCUCUAUUUUGUCGUCAAGAAUAAAAUUGUUAAGAUAAUUUUAUUUGUAGCUUUGAAUUAAAAACGCAUGACAUUGCCGUUAGAGAAAUUCAACAACAACAUAUUGUUGUAGUCAAAAUAAUAAAUCAAAGUUUUAUUUUAUAAACAGACUCUAGACCAAAGAUAAAGACCAAGAUUGUUUCCGAUCUUUAAGAAUUAGACUUGUCGGUCGCUAUUUGGGCCAACGUUUUCAAGUUUGUUUUCAUCGGCUCGCGCAUGCGCCAGGGGUGAGAUUGUCCAUUCUACGUCACUUUCCGAAGCUUCUGAGACGGACUGGAAUAUUUUUAGAACAGCGUUUUAUACAAAACAUGUGAGCCAUCCGUAAGCUACUAUCCUCACAAACUAAAAGAGUAGUCAAUUGCAACUCGUUUGAGGGAAGUUAACCUUGCAAAAAAAUUGAUAUGGUCAUUGUGGGAGGAUUGUCUCUCGCUACUCAGUAUAUUUUAUCAAUUAGCACAGAACUGAAACUUAAAGACGCUGCUAUCCUUGGAAAUGAAAAUAGUGCUAGUCACUCGGGAAAGUAAUUCCGCAAACAAGUCAAGUAGGUUUGGUCAUCGUGAAAAAUUGUCUCUCCAGUCGCGACUCAGACUAUUUUAAUUCCGUGGCUGUAGUACUACUCGGCAUCGUCGCUUUGUACUAGGGUCUUCGAUAUACAAUUGUAUCAUUGUUUUUUGAUGCCGAGUAGUACUACAGCCACGGAAUUAAAAAAGAGUAGUGACUCGAGAAAAGUAAACUGUGCAAACAAAGUGUUAUGGUCGUCGCGAGAAGAUUGUCUUUCGAUAGCUACUUCUUUAUUUAACAGCUUAGGUACUGAAACAUCAAGUAAAGACAUUUUGUUUGAGUGUCAAGGGCCGGGCUGCAAGGUUUUCCAUUCCUUACCAAAGCCACCCUAACCCUCGCUUACUAGGCAAGCUUGUUACGCCAGCUGGUGCCUAAAACAAGCAACUCGCCGGCUGAUUCCUUAAACCAUGAUGGGUAAAUUGUGGUUGCAAAAAAGGACAUUUCUUAAUCCAGCCUACUUGAAAUAAAGUGCUUAAGACCUGAAAACAAAAACACAUUUUUAACUGGAAGUACACAUUACUACGAGAAUUUCUCACUGGAAAAAAAAAAUUUCGAUUUGAACACAGCACAAUUUCAAUUUUGAAUUUGUUUGAAACGUUUAACUUUGCCGCCAUUUUGGCAGACUUUUCUGUUCUUUUUCUUGUACAAAACGACGCUAUUUAGUUCUGCCAUUACAUUGUUAUAUAGUGUUUCUCCUUCUUUUGCCCAGAAUUUUGUAUUUGGUGAUUACGGAAAUCGGUAUACAUAGAAGUUAAGUUCCAGAACUUCAAUUAGCACCCAUAUUGAGCUCGAUAAGAGAGGAGAAGUGUUACGUCACUUUACCAUGGUAGCAAAAUUUUUGGACAAUAGGGAGCUUAAGCAUCGACGAUGGCGACAGCAACGAGAACGGCAAAAAGCAAUAGGUUUAAAUUAGCAAAACAACAACUUUGCUCGUGCUUCAAGCUUUUUUGUACAUUUUCUAGCCGUUGUUGCCCGACUGCGACAUGAAACUUCCUAAUUUCACGCGCCCACUUUAUAGAGCAGGUGAACACAACAUAGAAAUUUUCUUUUCCUUUUUGUAAACUUAGAUCCUGUCCUUUCGGAUUCAACACCUGAAAUAAUGUCGCCAAUAUUUGACAAAUUAACUGAAAUGGAAUAAAAUCUACGAAGUUUGAAACAGGGCGAAUUCACUUUUUAAGCGAAGUUUUCGGUUUGUUGUCAUCCAGAAAUUUUGCUACCAUGGCAACGUGACGUAACGACUUCUCCUCUCUGUUGAUAGCAUGAUUCCAUCCACUUUCUUUGAAAUAAAAUUUAGUUUUGGCCAAAAGGAGUAACUUGAACAAAUUGACGAAAGCUAUCUAAGUUGCAUGAAUUUUGGAAUUUCCAAUCAAUUAAAUAGAAUAGCUGCUUUGAGGUCUCAAAAAGCUCACCAACAUUGUUAAAAUUUCUUUGAAUCAUUUUUGGAACGUUUGUGAACAAACUUAAGUUUGAAAUUUAAACUACCCAAACCACGUAUCCCGCCCUUUUAGCUGGUGAGGCAAUUAAACUACGGACAUGCAUUUAAAAUAUAAAUUCCACAGCAGGUGAUUCCUUUUAAUAGCACGUUAAUAUUGAGUUUGUUAACAGUUAGGUGGACAUAACUACACAAUUACCAUGUAUACGCAAAUCCGGAUUAGAAUUUGGUCUUGCGUUUCAUUUCAUUCUGAAGGGUUUCGACUGCAUCGAAGUCCCAAAAAUUUAGUUUAAACAGCUGAUUCCCCAUAUUUGGAAAGUUGUCAUAAAAAGGCUCCCUUUUUAUUGAUGCAACAGACGUACUUAAAUAUUUAAGACUAUAAACUAAACAUAACUUAACAGCACCAAUUAUGAUAAAAAAACCCACGUAGUCUCUAAAACCUUAUUGAACAGUAUAUUCUUCUUAUUUGGCAAGUCGUCAAAAAGAUAUUGUAUUUAAAGACUAAUAAAAGUAUAAUUUAAAUUUUAUUCUUUUUGGACACACAGAAAACGAAUUUGCGAUGGCUACUGAUUGGCUACCGCUUUUAUUCAGACCGGUGUCGUCAUCGAUAGUAGAAUAAGGCAUUUAAGAAGAAACUAAACGUGAAGUCUUUUCUAAAAUAAUUAACCUUCCUUUUACCCCAAAUCACACUAAAAAUAAUUUAGUAUGUUCACAAAAGAAAAAUAAACUUUUAAGUUGACGCUCAAGACAAUUGAAUUAAUAUUCCCUUAUUAAAGUCCUUUGAAAAUCAUGUUAACUUAGCAAUUUUGGCAGUCGACUCUUGUCUUUAUGAUAACUGGCCACCGAUGCCUCGUUUAAAUAAAAGUAAAUAAAUUUUUUAGUUCUGCAGACGCAAUCGUAGCAAAGAGGACUAUAUAUAUAUAUCUUUGCUUAACAUGUGCAUCAGUUAUUAAUACCGUAAAUCACAAUAGAUAACAAUGGAUAAGUGUAGUGUUUUUCAUUAGGGCACUGAGCAAAUGGUAUGACAAAACAGGUUGAGCAAGUUAAGCUCUGCUAAGUUUCCUUGCCCCAGAAAGAAUUAUAAUAGGGUCUGGAAUGGAAGGGGGGUCUGGAUCACGAAUCACGGGUUAAAUUUCGGUACAUUCACGAAUCACGUUACCUUUUAGAGUCCGUCACGAAUCACGAACUGAUCAAGUCUAUCAAUGACCGCUUAGUGUGGUUGCUGGACUUGAACUACUGUAUUGGCAAGAGUUGGUCUGAAAUGACCCCGGGUUGCAAUUGUUGGAAGGAAACAAAAAGUAUGUAUGGUGAUCAAACUGACGAUUCUAUACUUGUCUGUUUGAGCGAAUAAAGGAAGACAAAAUUGAAUCUAUUCUUUAUUUUAGUGCGAUUUAAUUGUUAUAAUAAUGCUAAUAAGACUUUCGCUUAUUUUUUUUUAUCUCCCUUCCUCUAAUAUCGCAAAACUGUUAUAAUAGACUUUACUCACGAUGCUCGGCAUCUUUUUUGCAAGCGCUUUAAUUUAGGAUUGUUGGGUUAAAAGCAAUGCUACGUGGUAUUUCAAACAAGUGAUACAUUUUGUCAAUACGAGUAAUCGCGGUCAAACGCGAGGCGAACAUUCUAGCCUUGAAAAAUGCAUAAUUAGAAAUUCGACAAGUUUUACGCCAUUAUAACAUUAACUUCACAUAAGAAUCUAAAGGUUAGUUUAAACUGUUGUUAUAAUUUAAACGUGGCUUGUAUUGUUGCUCAGUAAUCAAAAAAAAAACUUGGAAAUGUGACGUUUCUGUUUUCUUUUCUUUCCGAUUCUCUAACCCUAACAUUAUGAAGCAAAACUUUUAUAGAAUCUAUCAUCCUGUGGCAAAAGAGCAUCCUCUAGUCAUGUCCAAUACUACCGCACCAUUACGGACCGUUAAUCAGGGGCACCCAACGUCAAUUUUUGGAAAAUAACUGUUCGGAAGACGAUUUGAGAUCUCGAAUUUUCGGAACAUUUCUUGUAAAAUUUCUUGCCUGCCUGCCUCUUCUAGGAUUUUCGAACAUCUAAAAAAUGGUAUCAUUACCCUUUUCUAAAGGAUCAUUUAUCCUCAAAAGGUCACCUAGAAUUUUCGGGAGUCUUUUUUCUGUAUGAAAUUUUCGAAAAGGUAAGUUUUGAUCCCUAUAAUUUUCGGAUCACUAGACUUUCAGCUAGGAAAUCCGAACAGAUGAAAAUUUUUAGGGGAUAAAAAUAUACCUAUAUCUACCAUUUAAAUACUAAAAUACGUUCAACAAUGCUAUGUUUAAGUGGUUUUGCACUAUAUUCUCGUUGGGUGCCCCUGCUUUAAUUAAGAGCAGUUGACGGAUCGUACGCUCCGCUCCGUAUAAACCAAGAAAGCACUUUUCAAGAAGUUGCUUUGUAAUUAGAAUAUUCAUACCGGAGGAUGGGUUGCAAGAAACCUUUCAUGCGCGAUUCCCGAUUACGGUCAAGUCAUAAUAGUGACUGCGCUAUAACUUGAGGUUUUGCUCGAGGCUUCGCCACUCGUGGCUUCGGCCUUUUGCCGUAGAUGACACCGAAAUACUCGUCCGCACGCGCGGUUGUCGUGUUGACGUGGCAUAACCAUAUACACAUACGAGUGGAUCUGUAUGGCUGUUCUGCCUCCCAACUAAAAGUUCACUGAAAGUUUACGGAAUAUAAUAUAGAGCUAGGCUGUGAGAUAGUAGAGGGAACUGAUUUUUUAGCGCCCUUGUUUGUUUUGCUUGCUCUUUGUGGAGAAAGUAAGAGUUGAAGACUGUAGUUUCAAGCUCAUUUAUGUAAGUACCACUAGCAGUAACCAAUGGUUAAGAAGUGCGGGCGAGCAUUUGAGUUUACCUUAUAUGACUGAUAUUGAGAACCGCUUUUAUAAUAAGUAAAUAGUAGAUCAUCCGAACAUGAAUAAGAGAUUUAGCCCUUUUAGUUCCAGAGGAAAUUGUCACUGCAUCUUGAACGUGGAAAUUGAAUUAAACAACACCAGUUGACCAGACACAGAUUUGAUUUGACCAUCUUAUUCAAAAGGACAAUCGGCCAUUUUAAAAGUGUGGUUUCAAUUAGAGUCCUAGCCUUUUAGUGGGUAUAAGAACAUUCCAAGAAUGUGGACAGAUUUUGCUAAAACCUUCAUAUACAAAUUUAGAAAAUGCCGCUGACCACCCUUCAAAAAUACGUCCGCAGGCUUGCUGUUGCUCGCCCGCAAUAAAUCCCGUCGGUUUUCCACCCUUGUGAAUGCGAAAAAAAAAAAAAAACAUUAAAUAACAACAAUUGUUGUCAUCAUUAUCAUCAUAACAAUUAAGUAUUUGUAUAUCAUGCACUAUUCGUGAGAAUAAAACAUGAUGCAAACAACUUCAAAGAGCUCUAGGUUCAACCUUACAAAACACAGCAGGAUAACAGGGCCCAAUCAUCACAUUGGCGGACUCCAGACCCAAACGGCAUUUCGAACAUAAGCACGUUUAAAGUGCAUGAGCUAUUGAAUGCGUCAGUGUUACCUUAUAAAGAAUCUACUCUUGUUUAAUUUUGUAUAUAAACAUGAUGAAUGUUAUUAUACAAAAUAAUUAUAGUGGCUGAAUCGAGAAACACUAGGCACAGAUGAUUCUACCCUUCUACACGCUCAAACUGAGGUCCGAUUUCGUCUCUUGUUAUAUCUUGCUUAAUACAAUCGUGAACGGUAUGUUUCGCUUGCUUUUUGUAAAUUUCGAUUUUUCUUACUGUCGUUCAUAUAACUUUACCCUAAAAAACUCGGCUUUAUUUAAGGUUGAACUUUGCGUUACUACGUUAGCAUAUUUUCCCUUGGGAUAUUUUCAGUCGUUGUGAAUGUCAUUUGCUCUUUACUAAAUGCAUUUGAAUGAUGAUAUAGAGGAUAUUAGACGGUGGCACGAGGAUAUGAAUUUUAUUUUCGACUGGCAAAACAAGAUUUUACGAACGAGCGCAGCGAGUGAGUAAAAUAUUGUUUUUGCCAAGAGAAAAUAAAAUUCAUAUCUUCAAGCCGCCGUGUAAUGUUCUUUUUAUUAUAUAGACAAAAAGACAUCGAUGACAUAAUAGAUUUUUAUUCGCCAAAAAGAAAGACGCCUACAAAUUUCGAGGGGAAAUUACCGAAAUUACGUCAUCGAUAAACUCACGUGUGAGAUUAUGGAAAAUAAGCCACUCGGGUCCCGGAUGUAGUUUUUAUGAAUUUUACCAGUGGUAUAUUUUCCAGUAAAACACUCGUGUCUAUAUAAUAAACUAAUAUAUUCGCUUGUGAUUGGUGUAUUGACGGUAUUAUAACCGCAAACAAGCAUGCUUGAAAAUGUUGUUUUGAUUUGUGGGCACUACUAAUCCUUACGGUAACAUAGUAAGCUUUUUAUCUUCAUAUUGUUUUUUUCCUCUGUUGCUAGUUAUUUUAGCAAAAGCCUGGCCAUGAAAAGUAUUGUCAGGUAAUGAGUCUUAAAUUCGGUUGGGAGUGAUCAAGUCAGAGCGCACUAGAGAUUCCGAACUGACGGUCUUGAAAUAACAGAACUUAGGAGAAAAAGAAGCUACCUGAGCAGUAGCGUUUUGCACAGCUGUCAAAUUACGUGCUAAGUGAACCAUAUGGUAACGAGUAAGCAACACCGUACGAAUUCAGAAUCUAAGCAGGGACGCAUUUUCUGGCACGAUCGCUUACUUAAUUUUAACGGCCUAUAAGAAUUAUCUAAUCACUGAAUUUUAACUGAGUAAAAUUCAAGUUAUUGAAUGAUACAUUCUAAUCGGGCCUUUUAAGAAGGUUGAAAAAGAUAUAUAAGUAAAUGCUUUUUUGAGAAUUGUGUGAUCAAAACAUUCGCUUACUCGUCAACGCUAAGCUAGUAUACUGGUUCGCUCAGGGUCUGCAUUCGUGUGGAUCGAUACAUUUUAUGAUCUUUUAUACAUUAAUUACAUAAAGUUCAUCAGUUGCCUCAGAUGACAAAACCAUUAUACACUGAUUAUAGUAAAACUGAUUUAACUAAGACUUAAUCUCUCACGCAGACAUUCUUAGGGCUUCGUUACGUGUUCCCGAUUCUCAGUGCCCCCGGCCAAGUGUGGAAGCCGGCCAGAGUAGGUGUGAGGAGGAAGCCCAGAGGACGUCUGCGUGGAAGGGCAGUGCGUUUUGACUUCCUUUUUCUUUUGCAAUUGGUUUUCUUCUGAUAAUAUUUAUCAUGAAAAACACCUAUAGUAGUGGAUAAGGCACCGGUUACUCCUUUUCUUUGCGGGGGAAUGCCAUUAACUUUCGGGGAAAUACAUUAACGCCGGUGACGUCAUACAUAUCAUUAACAUAGGAUGAUGUCAUAGUUUAAAUUAAUGACCAUGACGUCAUGUCAUAGGAUGAUGUCAUAGUUUAUUUUUAGCUGGCAAGGAGCAAGUGACGUCAGAAUAACUAUUUUCAGAUGGAUUAUGUCAUAGUUUAUUUUCAGUAGGCAAGGAGCAAGUGACGUCAGAAUUUUCUGGAGUUGACGUCAUCAAAAAAUGUUGAGAUCAUAAUCUAUAAACAGAAAAGUGAUUUUUAUAUAAUUAGCUUUUUGCGAUAGUUUUCUUAUUGGAUAUUGUGGAAACUGUUAUGUGUUCAAAAUAAAAGCGGGCAAAUUUUUUGAACGUGUUAUCUUUGCAGAUUAUACUAAAUUAAAAAUCUUUAAUCAUUAAAUUAUUUUCCCUAAAAAUCGGUUAUAAGCAAAACCAAGACGCGGAGGUUGACUGAAAAAUCUUUACUUCAAAAGAAGGGAAAAGGAGGUUAAGCGAAUGCGAAAUCGUACUAAUUUUUCAGGCAAAACAUGAAAACGAGGUUGAAGCUCAGCGAAGCGAAAAACUGCCUAUCAAGCAAAAAUGUCAAUCUUUGUUUACUUGACUCUGUGAAAAGUAUUGCACAGGGUAUAAAAAUUCUAUAGAAAACAACUGGUGGUUCUAAAGUAAACCCUAGCUCUUUUGGUUCUUAAAUCAACUCCAUUCUUGUUCCUAAUGAGUGGAAAGUUUAUUUAUAAAAAUAGGAAUAAGAGAUGCGAUCCCCUAGCAACACAUGUCUUUUUAUUUAGCGCUAAAAAUCGGAUAUAUAACAAAACACAUACACACAUACAAAAAGUGGAGCUGAAAACUCUCUAUUUCAAUUUUGACUCACCAUUACGAAAGCGUUUUCUCCGUUCCAUCUCGAGGAAACGACUAACUAUUGAAAUCGCAGCGCUUGAUGAGCUUGUGGUUUUGUCAAUUUACGAGCCGUUAGCGUUAGUCAGUUAAUUAUGCGGGCUAACAAGCCUAAAGUUGAAUACAAAUUAGUUCAUCUCUACAGCUAGACCCAAGGGAGCACCUUGACUUAUUAUUGUAAGUACUUUUCUACUAGCUUUAUUUUGGGGAAAAAAAUUUAAAAAAAAAACUGAUGACGUCACAAGUGGUACAAGAAACGUAGCUAAAGAAACGAACGGGCAGUUAAAGUGCCUGGAUGUGGUGUGAAUUUGUUAACCCAAACGUAGUUUACACCCCAAAGAUUACAGGUUAUUACUUAAGACGUGACCAGCAGUCUGUCUCACAUAAAAAGGCAAAGACCCGUAAAGGGAAAGUGGGUAACCUGUGGUUUAAUGGCUUCCUUGCAGACGUUCCCCUCCUCCCUUCCCUUUCCCUUUGGAACGCCUGCCACGCAGGCUAUCUGUAUCACAUAAAAAGGCAAAGACCCGUAAAAGAAAAAGUGCCGUAACCUGUGGUUUGAAUUUGCUCUUGUCCUUUAUCCCUCCUCCUCCCUUAAUUAUCGGUUCUUGGUAAAGUAAGAGAAAAUCUAAGUUGAGUUUAUGUUUCAAAUUGUUUUUCAGUCCAAAGUCAUGUCAAGUCCUUUAUGAUCAGCUCAACGAAAAGUGAGUAUCACUACUGAUUUAAAUAAUAAUAAAAUUAAAUAGAAACAAUAAAAUAUUGAGUCUCGAUGGGGCUGUUCCUACACCAUUAAAACAGCCACAAAUGCAAAAUAAAGGCACCGAUAAAAAACACUUUAAAAAGGUUUAAAAUGGAUUGCAAUUGUGGGUUUUGAAAACUUGUUGGCAUAGUAGAGUUAUUCAAAACUCAUUUUUGAAGUCUGUAAUGUUUAUGACCGGGAGGCAUAUUUAUUGGACAACAGAAUAGUUUUGUCAUUCGCAAGUAAUUUCUUCUUGACUUAUUGAGUUCCAUAGCGCAAAAGACUCUUUUGCGCUAUGGAAGUCAAUAAGCCAAUAAAAAAAAUUACUUUGAAAGAGUAAUUGGCAAUAUUUUAUAACAAAAUAAACUAGGCAAUCGUGACAGAGCUCUUUAAGUAACAUUCCCUUUUUUUAUUCGACAGUCAAAAUAUGGAAAAAACAAAUUAAAUGAGACUUCAUUUUGUACAGUUUAAACGUGACUCAGUUGAUCAAUCUUUUCCUUGAUUCCAAAAAAAUUCCCGUUCUCUGUCACAUGGGAGAUUUUGGAUGUGGAGAUGGAGGAUGGACACCGGUCAUGAAGAUGGAUGACAACAAGGUAGACUUUUCAGUAGUUUGAUUAAAAGUUCGGGAACGAAAGUGAAAAAAAAAAAGGUUAUUAAAUACCGCGGACUUGAUUCUUUAAGCGGUAAUUCUCAAUAGGAGUCCGGAGUGCUAUUUAAAUGAUUUUUCUAAAAAUGUCCGAGGGGCUUAUUUCCCUUUAGAACGCUUUGCACAGGAGCAAAACUUUUUUGGAAAAUGGUGUCCACGAUAAACGCCAGUCUCCUGCAGUUUUUAGACACUAUAACUGGGAACUGAGGUGGACAGUGUCAAGAACUUUUUACAUCGUAUUAGUAACGAGAGCUUAUAGGGCCCUGCUUUCAGCGAAGUUCAGCGAAUUAACAGCGUAUUAAACUUUAACCAGUGCAAGUAACAACCUUAAUUUACAAUUAGUAUCCGGGGGUCGGCAUAAAUAGUACUUAAAUUGCUUAUCCUUGACAAAUCUCCCAUAUGACAGCGGUGAAUUAUAUUAGUUUACAUGAGGUUUUAAACCUUGCCAAAACUGUUCGAAGGAUCAUCUCUUGCCUAGAAAUUUCUAAAGCUUGAGAAAGGCUGAAAAUUUCUGGAUAACUGCUCCACGCGUUUAUACUAUCAAAAAUUAUAUGCCCUAUUCUUACUAGUAAAAGUACACGAAGUUCAUUUACACAGCAAGAGCCUCAAACGAUGAUCCGAAGUAAUCUGAUCAUGAGACAAUGAGACAAACCACAGCAGGAUUGUAGCGGGAUCCAACGUUUGUUGAUAAAAUUAAGAGUUUCACAAUAUUUCUGCGAUCCCAAGGUAAUGGAGCCUUACUAGAUGUACAGGCGAAAUAACCUUCCGACCAUACUUGAAUCAAAUCAUUCUUUACCUAUGAUGGAGAAUGUUGUUCUUACCAAUUUUAUCACAGCAAACUUUUCACUUCGACGCCAGUCUCUGGAGCAACAAAGAAACCUUUAACCUUGAAGGAGGGAAGACUGGGUUUGACUCGCAAAUGGCUAAACUACCUUCCUACUGGAACACAUCCUUCUCUAAGAUCUGCCUCGGUAUGAAGAUCAAUGACAACCAGCCCAAGUUUAUUGUUAUCAACCAGCAGGCCAACUCCUUGUACUCUCUGAUCGCUGAUGGGCAAUACCGCAACACCUUGCUGGGUCGUGACACGUGGAAGUCGCUGAUUGGUUCUAAAGCCUCCUUGCAGUACAAUUGUAACAAGGAAGGGUUCAAUGCUGUUGGUGAUAAUAGUGGUCAAUCCAAAGCACGAAUCGGUAUCAUUAGUAACAACCAAGACAAUUGCGCCUCUUGCGACUCUAGAAUUGGAUUUGGCACUGGUGGAUUGCCUGAUAAAACCAACUCAUGUGGAAACGAGGCUGAUCAUGAGUGGUCUCCAGAUAAUGGCGAUAAGCAUAUUAAGACAAUGGGAUACAUAAUGGUGCAGUGAAAGGAAACUGAUCUGGUCAAAUUUACUUUUGGCGCUAAACGAAAGCUAUCUUAAGGGGCCGGUCGUUUAUUACCUGAGGGAGAAGCCGGCGGGAGGGGAGGGGGAAGGGGGGGGGGGGCGGCCAUUUUACUGGAUGUUCAUUUUCAAACACUUGAUUUUUAGGGGUUUAUUUUCAGAUGAGAGUCACUUUCACGAUAUGUAAAAUUUAUGAGAGGCAGGAGCCCAAUUUGAUGGGCUCCUGGUAUUCCUUAAAGAUGCGGGUAUGCUGUUCCAUAAUUUAGGUCCUGCAAUAGAAAUCUUCGAUGGCCAGAAGACUUUAGCUUAGACCUCGGGACUUGAAGCAACUUAUUCGAGCAAGAACGCAAAGAGUAAGAGCUGCUACAAAAACUGAGCAAAUUGGAUAUAUAACUUGGUGAAAGUCCAUUGAUAGCCUUAUAUACUAACAAUAAAAUUUUAUAAAUAAUACGAUAUUCAACAGGCAACCAAUGUAAGUCUAUUAAGUUGGGUGUUAUGUGUUCAUCAGUUUCUUUGUGAUUGUUACGAUGCGCGCUGGUCUAUUCUGAACCGAGCUGAAGGCGGUUAAAGGGAACUUUAGGUAGUCCAUAUAGAAUCGCAUUACAGUAAUCCAAGUUGGUAAUCACAAAAGCAUGAAUAAUUGUUUCAGUAGAUUCACGAUCCAAAGAUCUGACUCGUCCCCAGUCGUCUCUCUUGAGACGACUGGGGACGAGUCAGUUACUAGAUGUACAGGCGAAAUAACCUUCCGACCAUACUUGAAUCAAAUCAUUCUUUACCUAUGGUGGAGACUGUUGUUCUUAACAAUUUUAUCACAGCAAACUUUUCACUUCGACGCCAGUCUCUGGAGCAACAAAGAAACCUUUAACCUUGACGAAGGGAAGACUGGGUUUGACUCACAGGAGACUAAACAACCUUCCUACUGGAACACAUCUUUCUCCAAGAUCCUGAUCGGCCAGCAGAUCAGGUUUAUUGUCAUCAACAAGGAGGCGAACUCCUUGUACUCUCUGAUCGCUGAUGGCUAA
This is a messenger RNA of Porites lobata, 27678 nucleotides long. The record is from the annotation of a GenBank genome assembly. Lineage: Eukaryota; Metazoa; Cnidaria; Anthozoa; Scleractinia; Poritidae.